This is a messenger RNA of Capsella rubella, 929 nucleotides long. Its product is annotated as peptidyl-tRNA hydrolase 2, mitochondrial. Gene Ontology annotation, molecular function: peptidyl-tRNA hydrolase activity. Gene Ontology annotation, cellular component: mitochondrion; cytosol. The record is from RefSeq and is a predicted model, not a curated record. Lineage: Eukaryota; Viridiplantae; Streptophyta; Magnoliopsida; Brassicales; Brassicaceae. The transcript is spliced from 8 exons. Bases 101 to 643 code for a protein of 180 amino acids.
UCGGUGUGCCCAAACACCAUUCUAUCGCCAAAAUCGUUGAAACUCGAAAGAAGAAGAAGAAACAGACUUUGUCAGUGCUCAGGCCGCCGGAACCAUAAGGAUGGUGGAUUGGAUGUGGUUAAUGAGUGUUUUACUUCUUGGAGCUGCACUUGGAUUUUACAUCAGCACUUUACCACAAACCCGCAGAAUCUUUGUCUCCUCCAAAUCUGUCUCCACAAAUGCAGGUUCCAGCGGAAAUAAGAAGACUAAAUCCAAGGAACCUCUCGAGAUUGAGAAACUCGCUGAUUUUCGCAAAAAUUUCAAAAUGGUUUUGGUUGUGAGGAAUGAUCUUAGAAUGGGUAAAGGGAAGAUUGCAGCUCAAUGCAGUCAUGCAACUUUAGGUUUAUACAAAAAACUCCUUCAACGGGCGCCAAGAGCCUUGAAUAGAUGGGAAUAUUGUGCUCAGCCAAAAGUUGUUGUCAAAAUCGAGAGUGAGGGAGAGAUGCUAGUUCUGCAAGAAAGAGCAAAGUCCCUUAAAUUACCAACCCAUAUCACCGUUGAUGCCGGAAAAACACAGAUCGCUCCAAAUUCAAGAACAGUAAUGGCUAUUCUUGGACCGGUUGAUAGUGUUGAUGAAGUAACAGGUGGACUAAAGCUUAUGUAAUAACUCUGGGAUUCGACAUUACCAGAAUUCUCCGAAUUUUUGCUGGUGACAAAUCUGUUUUCCCUUCUUCCUAACCAUUAUUUGGAACCGUUUUCGAGUAGAUAACUCAACUUCUUACAUGGAACUGUACAAUUGUCUUAAUAGAAGAUAAUCAUAUGCCAAUGCUUGCUGAUUAUCUAAUACAUUUAAAGAUAGAGAGUCAGUUUUGAUGUCUCCUUUUGUUUUGUCUAUUGAGAUACCUUUAUCUGUAAACUAAAGCGGUUAAAGCGACGGACUGAUUCUGACU